Messenger RNA from Darwinula stevensoni, 3123 nucleotides. Lineage: Eukaryota; Metazoa; Arthropoda; Ostracoda; Podocopida; Darwinulidae. The record is from the annotation of a GenBank genome assembly.
AUGAUGUCGAUAACUCCACGUAGAAACAAUUAUAAUGAGGCCAUCGAAGUAGUAGACGGGGAAAAGGAGGGCUUGGAGGAGAAUCUACUAAAGUUCAAAACAUUUCUUCAGGAGAAGGGGGAGGGAAAGCACGUUCUCGUGGACGAAGUUCCCAUCACUCUAGGAUUCCAGGAAAACAUCACUUCAGAAGCCCUGUCCAAACACUGGGAAUGGGUCAAGUAUAUGAUUGGUGGUCCUCCUCCAAUAAAGUCCAUCACCAUCUCCUUCCGCCCUAAUGACCCGUCCUACGCAAGAGAUUUCCCGCUUGAAGAUGUGAGGCCGGGUCGAUUCAAUGUUACCGUCUUAGAAAGCGUGAAAAGAAAUAGCAGAAAAGUGGCUGAGUUGUUCCUCGCCAUUGGAAAUUACUCUCGCCGGAUCUUCAUUUCCCAGGAAAAGACUAUCCCAUUACGUAUGAAACAGUCAGGCAAUGGAUUCCUUCCGGCCCUUUCUCCCAUUCCUUCUUGCUCCUCCAUUCAUCCUAGCGAAUGCAGAAACGAAAAGAUCUGUGAGGUCGUGAGGGCGUUUCACAUCAUUCACGGCAUAUACGAGGAACAAUCAAAGUCAUCAGAAAAGAUACCACUUUUCGUCGUCGUCGAUCACGAGAGGAGAAGGAAUGCUCUUGUAAACAUAUUCGCUUCCCUCGACCCAUCCCUUCCACUCAUUUUUCUCAGUGAUCGGAAAUACCAAUUUCACGGAAGCGAGUCCGCAAAAAACUCGAUCCCCAUCGUUGUCGUCACCGAGAGUGAAUUUAUCGGCUGCCAUCCGAAAAACAUGAUAGUCGUAGUGGAUUUCGCUCAGUCAGAAUGGAAGAACUACGCUCGAUUGGCAGCCACGACGGGAGAAAACAAGAUCAUCGUGUUCGAAGAAGAACAACUGAGGACAGGGAAGUUUUUCCGUCUGACAAAGGAAGUCCCAGGCAUUGUAGAGAGAAGCUUCGAUGAAGGUUUCAAGUCGGAUCUCAAGGUCAGGCUGGAAAAGGCCUGGCAAGAGUGCGAUGCAGAGAAAAUUGAGUGUAUGGAAGAAAAGGCUUUCCCUCUUGCGUCCUUCCCCGGGAUGACUUUAGAUUGGGGUGGCAGGGAAAAAGAGGAGGAAAGCGAUGUAGAAUUAAUGCUUAAACAUGGGCUAAGUAUAAUAUUUGGUCCCGCUGCCUCCGGAAAGUCAAGGAGACUCAACAUGUUGAUUAAACGAGUGACAGAAAAGGGAGAUCAGGUUUUCCUAAUUCACCAAGGAAGUAUUUUGUCCCUGGAAGAAUACCAACGGCGUUGGUCAGCGAAAGAAAAUGUGGAAUUUGAAGAGCGCUCCAUCACGAUCAAUUCUCUCGGGAACAUCAUUCGCCGAGUAGAAAUGUAUCAGAAGAGGAAGGAGGAAGAAAAGGAAAAAGAGGAGGAGGGAAAAAAGGGAGAGGAAGAGGGAAAGGAAGAAGAGUCGAUAAUUUGGAAGAAGCGAAAAACAAAGGGAUAUGUUAUGGAGGAAAAAAAGCGGGGAAAGAAAGGAGGAGAAAAGCAAGAGGGACGUCUCUUGACCGUGAUAGUUGAAGACUGUCCGUUCCUCAUUGAUCUCCAGGAGACCAGGGCCGCCCAGUGGGGGAAGCAUCGGGGACAAUCUGCUCCGGGCCUCGCGUACCAAGGGGCCCCACACGGGACCCCCUUGGGGUCCCUUGGUAGAAGAGGCUCGUGGGCCUCCAAAGGGCCUCAAGGGGGCUCACAAGGGGCCACUGGUUUAGUUUUGCCCUGGGCCCCUGGAAAUCUUUGGGCGCCCUUGCAGGAGACCAUGAUAAGACUGAAAGAGAUGAAAGUGCGCCUGAUACUCAGCAUCAAACCCCAUUCGGCGAAAGCCUCACGUGAAACAGUUCGGAGAACUAUUGAGUUCCUUAAGGAAAACCCGGACAGCACUGCGAUUGAGAUUCAAUCUCAACCGACCAACGUGCUUCUCUUGCAGCAUAUACAAAAAAAUGAGACAGCAAAAGCUUUAAACUUGAGAGUUAAGAGUCUGUCCGUGUUUGCCGUGCCAGCCACCAUUGUGCCUGGCCCACCUGUUAAAUACAUCAGCAUGAAAAAUUACAAAUGCUCGGGGCGGCAUUUGGGAUACCUCUGCAAGGGAGAGAAGUCAUGUAGUGCAAAGGUGGCGGCCGUAUCCGGCCUCUCUCGAGCUAUUUUUCCAAAAACGACUAAUAAUCAGCCGCACGUCCUGGUCUCAGAUAAAGACCUGCUUACGUCCUUGCAAUCCCUGAAGACCCGCUUCGAUGUCCAAGUGAUACACCCAAAGGAAUUCCGUGGAUGUGAGGCUUCGGUUAUCGUCUCUGUGAACGUGAACGACGAAUGGUUGCUAGAAGUUAUAUCCCGGUCCAGGACUCAACUCAUCAUCAUCGAUAUCGACAAUCGUGAGGACCUCUGGCAGACCAUGAUCGAAGAGCAGCGUGUCGAGGUCCAGGAUGAUUUCUCUCCCGAAUACAUCCUACAUUCAUACUCAGAAAUCUUUGUGGGAGAGCCGACAUGGGAUGACUCGGCGAAAAGAAUUGCCGAAGAAGCAGUGAAGAGAGAAACCUGCUUCGACCAGGAAACCGGUAAAAUCAAUUGUCUCUCUGCGAAGACGUGGGAGGUCCUCAACAAAGUUUUACCUUUACCGAAGGAUUCUUCCCCCUUCACUGAUUGGGGUUACGCCUGGAAUGAUUGGCCAGGAGAAGCACUACUGGUUGAACAUCCAACGACAAUCACUGACUUCUUGAAAAUGAAUGGGGUGCAGUGGGAGACAAAGAAGUGGCCUCCAGUGCCCCUGAAGACUCAGAGUAGCCGGUUAGGGAUCCUGGAAUCUCUCUCGCUCGCUCUCACAGGGUCACUCCUGCAUCUUCCUCUUCUCAAGAGGAUUCUUGGGGAGGAGGAUCCUCAGGACCCUCUUCCACUUAUCCAGAAAGGAGCGGACAUCCUCAAAAGACCAAUUGUCCUCAUGGGGAAAAAAUUAUCAGACACAACUUCUCGAAUGGGUCCACCAGAACUUCUCAAACUCAUGAAAUUGCAGUUGAGCAGUGAGGAGUUGAUGGACAGCCUUAGGCACGUGGCUGUACACCCUGUAUUUCAAUAUCCCUAA